Messenger RNA from Symsagittifera roscoffensis, 2141 nucleotides. Its product is annotated as coiled-coil domain-containing protein 149-like. The transcript is spliced from 3 exons. The coding region runs from base 258 to 2069 and encodes 603 amino acids. The record is from RefSeq and is a predicted model, not a curated record. Lineage: Eukaryota; Metazoa; Xenacoelomorpha; Acoela; Convolutidae.
UCUCAAUUUCAAUUCAAUUUUACUCGAGCAAAGCAAACAGGCAACAUAUGGUUUUUUCAUUUCGUUUGAGGAAACAUUCAUUGCUGAAUUUAAAAGUUUCACAACAGAUCAAUUAAAUACCAACUUCAUAGUUAAAUGUACAACCAAAUUUGUAGUGUGAAAAAAAGAUAAAGCUAUUACCAUCUCAUUUCAGUUUCAUCCUUUCUGUCAACAUAAUUUGAAUUUGACACGAUUAGUUGAAUUAUAUACAUUCUGCCAUGUCGGCAAACAUUACUGAAUUCUAUUCCGUCAAGUCUCCUGUUGGUAUAAGGAAGCACAGCCACUUCUCAAGUUCAGAAGAAAUAGCAGAAGAAACAGAAGCAGAGGAUUCAUUUUUAAAACGGCACCAGAAGUUCAGAAGGAGAAGCAACACUGAAGCUUUCAGACCUUCCCGACUGCCUUGGUGGAUCGACUCGUUCAACUGGGAGUACUUCUUCCUCAGUCGCAGAGAAUACGAACACUUGAUCGACGAGAUAGUUUACCAGUACUCAAUGAGCAAGAAAAAGCUGCAAAGCAAACGCGAAGCGCUUCUGGUUGUGGCGAGUGACCUUGAAUCUUGCAUGGAAGAGCGUGAACAACUUAUUUCAGUUCUGAGAAAAUACAUGGAAAACUGCGAAUGUCCGGCGUCGACUAUUGCAAAAAUCAGUUCGUCUAGCCGACUGGGAACUAAGCCGAAUGUAUUGAAGGAAGUGAAAGAAUUGCCUAAUUUUGAGGCAAGUCAAAGCGAGUUGAAUUUCCUGGAUAAAUAUGCACAAGAUGGUUCAAAGGGUUCAUUGGGAAAAGCGGUCAAAGAUCUGAUCAAACAAAGGUCAAUUUUACGCGAAGAAGUUGAAAGUUUGAAUCAAAGGUUAAAAGAUUCAGAGGAAGAUAUAAAGCUACUAAGACAAACUGUUACAAGACAAAGAACUGGAAACUUCUCUAUGAAUGACAUCGGAUCAUCAAGUUCGUCAAUUAGAAGUUCAAAUUCAAAUAGUUACGGCGGAACCCAACAAAGUUCACAGCUCGAAGCCGCUCUGGACCGAUUAGAGCUUGAGAAAAGUAAAGUAAGCGAAUUGGAAAUUGAAGUAGCCACUUGCAAAGAUAGCUUACGACAGUAUAAGGCUGAGAAAGAGUUUUUCUACCAGAGAGCUGAGCGUUUGAAUCGGGAGUUGAAUUAUAUUUUGAAAAACGAAUCGGAUAAGAGUAUUGUUGAUAUUGAUGCAUUGACGCUUGAAAAUCAAUAUUUAAAACAGCAUAUCACGCAGCUAAACGCAGAGAAAACUUCGCUUAAAGACCAAUAUUCGAAAUUGAAACAAAGUUUUGAAGAGCAAAUUGUGUCUCAGAAUAAUAACAACAACAGCAAUUCAAAUUCAGUAGUGAGGGCUAAAUCGAUCUUCAUCAGGAGCUCAAUGCAAGCCAUGCAAUCAGUCAGAAGUAUCCAAGAGUUUUUACUGGGGACUAAACGGUUGGGGUUGCCUGUAAGCAGACAGGUUGUAGGGGACUUACACGGUCUAGCAACCACUUUAGUCGAAUGUCUGGAUGAUAAAACAGUAGCUCUAGUCCACCAGAGAAAUACAAAUAAAGCACUGGGUGUGCGAGUCCAAGAACUGGAACUGAAGUUGAAGACACUGGAAAACUCUGGCCUCUGGAAUACGAAUAAUCGGGAAAAAAGACUGGACAUGUUGCGGCGUGAAAUUGCGAAUGAUGGUGAUUUGUUGUUACCUGAAUCUAGAUCGUGCGAAAAUUUAGCCGAAGGUUGGGAAAGUCGAAAUGAACUGCAGAUCGAGCCUUUGCGAAGUGUUUUGAGCUCUGAAGAUGUAAACACUGAAAUUAUAGAUGAUGUUAAUCUUGACAAUAAAUUGGAGCUUUUGCAAACAAGCAGUGAGGAGAACUUAAGUUCUGUUAAAAUUGACUCUAAUUUUUUUGUCAAUGGGGAAGAUUCCAGUUCCGAACUCAAAGGAAACGAAUAUCCAUGUCAAAAGAAGACUGAACGCUCAUCAAUUGAGGAUCCUGGAAUUUCAGGUUUUUCGAAUCAAGGUUUUGGACUCUGAGAAUUUUUUGGAUUCUGAGAAUGACGACAAUUGAUACGAAAGAACUGAAUAUUUUUGAAAAUAUUUUAUGAU